This is a messenger RNA of Tigriopus californicus, 2449 nucleotides long. Its product is annotated as serine protease 55-like. The coding region runs from base 924 to 2240 and encodes 438 amino acids. The record is from RefSeq and is a predicted model, not a curated record. NCBI's taxonomy places the organism in Eukaryota, Metazoa, Arthropoda, Copepoda, Harpacticoida, Harpacticidae. Gene Ontology annotation, biological process: proteolysis. The transcript is spliced from 6 exons. Gene Ontology annotation, molecular function: serine-type endopeptidase activity.
AUAUUAUAGAACACUGGCGUCCAUCGAGAACUUAUCUGAACCCUAAAUUGACACAUGAAUUUCCGAGAAGACAUUUGGCUGCCAUUUUCUGUCAACCUGUUUGGCAUGUUUCUCUGAUCCUGAACAAGCAUGGAGACGAAGAAGCAUGCGGCACAUUCCAUCAUACUUGCUCAUCGACACGACCCAUUUCAAGUCAACCCGGACGUUUCAAGAUCGAAUCUAGACCCAAGAAAAUGUCGCCUCAAUAGGCAAUGCUAGGCCUAAAUGGGACUGUGUUCAUUUGUGGGCCUGAGAUAAACAGUACAGUCAUUGCUUUCCCAUAACUUGAACUUGUCUUGCAGAGUUUUGUCUCGGCAGCUGAUCAUUUCUGACUCGAACUCGAAGUGCGCAAGAAAUUCAAAUCAAAAUAAUACAUUUUAGAACAAUUGGCGGAAAGUACGAUGUUAUUCACUGUGCUCUAUCUAUACGUCUGUUACGCAACGGUGGAUUUGCGGGGAGUGCUCGGGAUCAGUGAUAACAACUUCAAACAAGAAUUUAGCAAGGACAUCUUUCAAAAUAGGAGCUACUACGGUCAAACGAUUCCUAAAGACGGACGCGGAAAGGAUAAGCCACAUGGCAAAGGGUCGAUCCUGCACCGUGAUGGAACGCUUGCUUAUUCUGGAUCCUGGUGGAGAGGUUAUAUGCAUGGCCAAGGUCAGAGGUACUUUGCGAAUGGAGUGCAUAACUACACUGGGACGUUCCAUUACAACGAGAUGGAUGGGGAAGGUCAAAUCUUCUUCGCCAAUGGGUCCCAUUUUUCGGGUCGGUUUCGCAAUAACCGUCUCUGUGGCCCAGGAAAUAUGACGUAAUCCAAUGGAGAUUACCGGAUAGGCACCAUUCAGGACGAUGUGUGGGAAGGUUCAGUGAAAUACUUUGACCAUGUGAUGAAUAUGUUUUGGGCGGAAGAAUGGUCCAAUGGAACUUACGAGCCCUCGUUACAUUUAUACAAGAAGGUCCAGAAGAACUCGAGUGACGUGGACCCAGAAGUGAUUUGUCGAGUUCAUGCAAUUGACGAGCUCCCUCCAAUACUUUCCCGAAAUGGUUUCCCCAUCCCCAUCAGAAACUUGGAAACCGUGGUGGAAAGGGAGUUCACUACCAUCAAAUUUAAACUUGAACUCAACCUGGAAAUGGUCACUGAAUUCUCUUGUGAACUUCCCGAGAACCCCGAUGCUCAGAAGAAUAUGACGGUUCACAAUCCGUUUUCCAUGGAAGCCAGUGAGCAAUGCGGAAUUCAAGGAAUUCAAGGUAGUUCCCACGAAAGUAGCCAUAACCGCUCGCGAAGGUCUUUAUUUGGCUCGAAAGUCGUAGACGGUACCAUAGCAUACCGAGGUCAAGUCCCAUGGCAAGCUGCCAUUACAUACACUAGCCCAGGGUAUUCCGAGGAGCAUGGGACAAAAUGUGGCGGCGUAAUCAUCAGUUCCCAACACAUUCUUACCGCUGCCCAUUGUCUGAUACGUGGACAUAAUGGAACCAUCCCCCUGGAUGAGCUUCAAGUCAAAAUCGGAAUGGCCACUUGGCCAAAUAGUCUCGUUGGGCAGACUUUCAGGGUCAGAAAAAUCUAUAGCCAUGCCAAUUUCUCGGAUCAAAUCGAAACGGAAUACACGAUGUACAACGACAUAAGUGUUCUAGUCCUGGAACGAACCAUUCGUUUUAACAAAUACGUUUCGCCUAUCUGUUUACCCUCCUUGAAAACUCUUCAUAACGUCAAACCCAUGGAUCCCUUGACAGUGUCUGGCUUUGGCGUCACAAUUGAUUUGAACGACACCUGGUUACCAUCGCCAUUCCUGCAAACUUCAACCGUAUUUCUGCGUUCGAUCGACGUCUGCAUCCCACCAAUCCAUGAAAAGGCCACCCAAUUCCAAGGCCAUCUAUGUGCAGGGGGUGACAGGGUCUCAGGGAGCGAUAUUCAUUCCGAUUCUUGCAAAGGAGAUUCUGGGGGACCACUCACUCUCAGGGAUCGAACCACCGGCAGAUUUGUCCUAAUUGGCUUGGUGAGUUGGGGCCACCGUAGAUGUGGGAAGACACCAGGAUCAGUCUAUGUGAAUGUAACUCAUUACCUCGAUUGGAUCAAAAAAGUUCAAUUGGACGCCUUGGUGGACGAGUAUCAAUCCAUUGGACGAUUGCCCUACGAAAAAGUGGACAAAGCGAUGUUCCAAGCGAUCUUUGACCAAUUGGUUAUUUCGCGACAUGAUAUUUUGUAAUAGAAAAGACAAACAGAGUAAUAAUGUACAGUGAUAUAUUUUCUUCCGAAAAAAGACAAGAACUAAAAUAAAAAAGAUACAAAAGAAACUAACAAAAUACUCUCUGUGUGGAGAUAAAAAACGAAGAAAGCGCACUCUUGCGGUCUGGAUACCAACCGUUUACGUGUUGCAUAAAAACCAAAUCAAAGUCGAAUUGAAAGGAAUGAGGA